GAGACAGUAUACGCUUCUUUCACCAUUACAAUUUAGCAAAAUGGGCAAGCUGACUGUAACUGCAGGUCUCUGUUUGGUCAUCGCCAGCUUGGUCUCCGUCUCAACCGCAUCCAAAGCCCAUUCCUCGAAGCUGGUGUGUCACUUUAACCUCGAUGCUAAAAAUAGAGCGCACUACGGCAGGUUCACGGUUUCAGAUAUCAAUCCGAACCUGUGUACCCACCUGAUCUUAGGCUCUGCUGACAUUGACAACCUAAAUCAUCUGGCCUACAACCAUCAAAAUGAAGAACAACACUAUUGGUCUUGUAAUGCACUCAAAGCCAGAAAUACAGAGCUCAAAACAAUGCUGGCGGUUGGUGGCUUGCCCUUUGACAACCUAAAAUUCAAUAGAAUGGUGGCAACACAAGCAAGCAGACAAGCGUUCAUCGACUCUGCUAUCAGACUACUGAGAUACUAUGGGUUUGAUGGGCUAAACAUUGACUGGAGGUACCCUGGAAGCACGUACAAGGAUAAAUUCACACUGCUGUGCAAGGAGCUCAAAGACGCCUUUGUGGCUGAGGGAUUAGGAACUUACCGUGACAGCUUAAUCGUCACUGCUAGUGUCUCUGCUGUGAAAGCAACCAUCGAUGAAAGUUAUGAAGUCACACAGAUUGCAGCGCAAUUGGAUUUCAUUAAUGUGAUGACAUAUGACUUUGCUCACUCCUCGGGAGCUGUCACAUUUCAUCACAGCGGCUUACACCAGGCAUCCCUACACAAUGGAGCCGAUAUAUACUUGAACGCUGCCUUUGCAAUGUCAUACUGGAGUACCCAGGGAGCACCUAAAUACAAGCUAAACUUGGGGAUUGCGGCAUUUGGGAAAACGUAUGAGCUCUCUGCACCCAGUCUUGGAGCAUCAGUUAAUGGUCCUGGUAAAGGAGGCUCAUACACCAGUAAAGCCGGAUUCUUGGCCUAUUAUGAGAUUUGCCAGUUUCUUCCUGGUGCUACAAUCCAGUUCAUUCCUGAUCAGAAAGUUCCAUAUGCCACUAAAGGAGAUCAGUGGGUUGGAUAUGACAACCAAAACAGCCUUACUUAUAAGGUCAAAUACAUUAAAGACAACGGCUUUGGAGGUGCCUUUCUCACGUCUUUGGACCUGGAUGACUUUAGUGGAUAUUUCUGUAAGCAUGGCAACUACCCCUUCACCAGCCACCUGCAUUCUCUCCUGAUUCCAGGUUUUCCUAACCUCUGUAUUGGUAAGGCAAAUGGGCUCUACUCCAACUCUCUUGAUCCAAGCACUUAUUUCAACUGUUGGGAUGGAGCGGGCCACAUCCAAAAAUGCCCAGCAGAUUUGGUCUUUACACAAUACAGUCAAAGCUGUGAACAUCCAACAACCACCUCCACUGAAAACCCCUGUUAUGGUAGGCUAUAUGGGCUCUACCCCCACCCUCAUUACCCACAUUGUUAUUACAACUGUGGUCAUGGAAUAGCCCACCUCCAAUGUUGCCCAGCAAAUUUGGUCUUUAAAAGUUCCUGUCAAUGCUGUGACUAUCACACAACCACCUACAAUGCAAACACCUGUUUUGGAAAGAACAAUGUACUCGUCCCUAACCCACAAGACCCAUAUUCUUAUUAUAAAUGUAUGACUGGAUAUGCCCACCUCCUAUAUUGCCCAUCAUAUUCAGUCUUUAAAACAUCUUUGUGUGUCUAUCCCACACCCAUUGCAAACCCCUGUCAUGGAAAGCCAAGUGGGGUCUACGCAAACCAUAAUGACCCAUAUUCUUUUUAUCACUGUGAUCAUGGAAUAACCUACCACAAAUACUGUCCAACAUAUUCGGUCUUUAAACAAUCCUGCCGUUGCUGUGCCCAUCCCACAACCACCCACACUGGAAUCCCCUGUAAUGGACUGAUCCAUGGGCUCUUACCUUACCCUGGGGACAACCAUUGCUUUUACCACUGUUCUAAUGGAAUAGCCUACAAGAAACGGUGUCCUGCAAAUUUGGUCUUUAAUCCAUCUUGCCAUUGCUGUGACUAUCCCACAUCCACCCCCACUGUAAACCCCUGUAUUGGAGUGAGCAAUGGGUACUACGCCUACACACCUGACCCACAUUGUUUUUACAAAUGUGCUAGUGGAAAUCACCACUUCCUAGUAUGCCCAAAAAAUUAUGUCUAUAAACAUUCCAGCCAUUGCUGUGUCUAUGGCAUAACCGGCCCCACUGGAAACCCUUGUCAUAAUAAGGCCUAUGGGUACUUCCCCUUCCAAUAUGACCCACAUUAUUAUUACAACUGUGCUCAUGGAAUAGCCUACCUCCAAAAAUGUGCAGCAAAUUUGGUCUGGGAUCCCUCUGGUAACUGCUGUAACUACCCCCCAUCUACAAACACUGGAUUUUGUUAUGGAAAGCCAAGUGGGCACUACGCCCACCCUAGUGACCCACAUGCUUUUUACCAAUGUGAUCAUGGAAUAACCCACCUAAAAUAUUGCUCAGACACGUUGGUCUGGGAUUCAUCCUGUACUUGCUGUAACCAUCCCCCAGCAACAGGACCCUGUAGUGGAAAGGGAAAUGGGCUCUACUACAACCCUUACGGCGCAAGCUAUUAUUACAACUGUUGGAAUGGACAUCAUUACGUCCAAAAAUGCCCAGGAAACUUGGUCUUCACACAAUACCUUCAAAGCUGUGGACAUCCCACAACCACACCCCCUGCAAACCCCUGUCAUGGAAAGGCACAUGGGCUCUACCCCAACCCACAUGACCCACAUUGUUUUUACAACUGUGGUCAUGGAAUAGCCCACCCCCAAUGUUGCCCAGCAAAUUUGGUCUUUAAAAGUUCCUGUCAAUGCUGUGACUAUCACACAACCACCUACAAUGCAAACCCCUGUUCUGGAAAGCACGAUGUACUCGUCCCUAACCCACAAGACCCAUAUUCUUAUUAUAAAUGUAUUUAUACAAAUGCCCACCUCCUAUAUUGCCCAUCAUAUUCAAUCUUUAAAACAUCUCUCUGUGUCGUUCCCACACCAAUUGCAAACCCCUGUCAUGGAAAGUCAAAUGGGUUCUACGCAAACUUUCAUGACGCAAGUUCUUAUUAUCACUGUGAUCAUGGAAUAUCCCACAAAAAAUACUGUGCUUCAGGUUCGGUCUUUAAACACACCUGCCAUUGCUGUGCCCGUCCCACAACCACCCCCACUGGAAUCCCCUGUAAUGGACUGAUCCAUGGGCUCUUACCUUACCCUGGGGACAACCAUUGGUUUUACCACUGUUCUAAUGGAAUAGCCUACAAGAAACAGUGUCCUGCAAAUUUGAUCUUUAAUCCAUCCUCCCAUGUCUGUGACUAUCCCACAUCCACCCCCACUGGAAACCCCUGUAAUGGAGUGAGCAAUGGGUACUACCCCUACCAGCAGCAUUCACGAGCUGACACCCACCCGCCCGCUCGCCUGCCCGCCCUCUCUCAUCCACGAUUUCUGAAGCUCUGUACCCUGCUGUUGCCUGGCAAAGGCAGCAGUGCCGGCGGGGCGUGCAGAGGUCCUUGGGAACCGCCAGUACAAUAA
Sebastes umbrosus (honeycomb rockfish) is the source of this 3514-nucleotide messenger RNA. RefSeq lists its product as uncharacterized. Gene Ontology annotation, biological process: carbohydrate metabolic process; chitin catabolic process. Gene Ontology annotation, molecular function: chitinase activity; chitin binding. NCBI's taxonomy places the organism in Eukaryota, Metazoa, Chordata, Actinopteri, Perciformes, Sebastidae. The coding region runs from base 41 to 3514 and encodes 1157 amino acids. The transcript has 12 exons. The record is from RefSeq and is a predicted model, not a curated record. Gene Ontology annotation, cellular component: extracellular region.